Oncorhynchus mykiss (rainbow trout) is the source of this 3135-nucleotide messenger RNA. RefSeq names its product palmitoyltransferase ZDHHC12-B. Gene Ontology annotation, biological process: protein targeting to membrane; peptidyl-L-cysteine S-palmitoylation. Gene Ontology annotation, cellular component: Golgi apparatus; endoplasmic reticulum. Lineage: Eukaryota; Metazoa; Chordata; Actinopteri; Salmoniformes; Salmonidae. The record is from RefSeq and is a predicted model, not a curated record. Gene Ontology annotation, molecular function: protein-cysteine S-palmitoyltransferase activity.
GGCACGCCAGCAACCCUGGACAAUAAUAUUGCAGCCCUUCAGAGACGUUCUGGUCAUAUUUAUUAGAGCGGAAAUGAUUGAAUGCUAUUUUGGUGAUUAGGAAUAAAUGUAGCUAGCACACUAGUUUUAAGGUUGUAUGUGUCUAACCAGCAAGCUUGGCAUGUUAAUUUCGGAAUUUAGUUCAUGUUAGACCAUUCCAGUCGCCAUUUGGAGAGAAACCUCGAGCUGUUGGGUUAGUUGGCAAGAUAACUGGAUACAGUAACGCUGACCGCUAGCUACGGUUAUGUGGGACGAUAGUGAUAAAGGCUAGUUAGCUAAAUGCAUUUUGUUAGCUAACUAUAGUAGGCCAGUUCUCGUAACCUGAUGCAUACCGGUACCAGUCUAUUGCUACGUGUUGAAAAAUGCUAGGAUGUUCAAAAAUGUGUUCGGGUCAGGAUUUAUUGUAAGAACCGCGCACGUUAUCCUGACAUGGGUAAUAACACUGAUACUCUUCCUACAUGAUACAGACCUGAGGAAGCAAGAGGAGAGGGGAGAGCUCAUCCAACCUGUGCUCUUUGUCUUGCUGGUCCUUGUGUCGGUGUUGCUGUACUUUGCUGUCUCACUCAUGGAUCCUGGCUUUGUCCUAUCUGACGGUAGUGACUUACAGUUCACCCUUGGCAUCGCUGAGGAGACGCAGGACAUGAUUCCCCCAACAACCAAGUCUCUGCGACAGCGGCGCUGUGGUCAUUGUCUGCUCCAGCAGCCAAUGAGAUCCAAGCACUGUCAGACCUGUCAGCACUGCGUGCGUCGCUACGACCACCACUGCCCCUGGAUCGAGAACUGCGUGGGUGAGAGGAACCACCGCUGGUUCGUGCUCUACCUGGCUGUCCAGCUGUUGGUGCUGCUGUGGGGCCUCCACAUGGCCUGGUCGGGCUUCACCACGGCACCCACCUGGCAGCUGUGGCUGCGCGGCAAUGGCGUGCUGCUGGGUACAGUGGCGGUGGUGGCGGUGCUCUCCCUCACCGUGCUCCUACUCCUGGGCUCCCACCUCUACCUAGUCUCCCUCAACACCACCACCUGGGAGUUCAUGUCGCGCCACCGCAUCUCCUACCUCAAGCACUGCGGCUCUGAAGAGAACCCGUUUGACCGUGGUGCGCUGCGCAACCUCUGGGGCUUCUUCUGCAACUGGGGCGCCAUAGUGUGGGAACAGGUGUACUUCAGAGAGGGCAACGACCCCAUCUGAUUAGCAAACAAGCUAACUAACUCGUCGUCUACUCAAGUUCUUCAUUCCUUCCCUAGAAUUCCCUAGAAUUGAGUUUACAUCCUCCUUUCUAGAAGUAUCUUUAUAUGAGAAAGACAUCCAAAUGAACUAUGAACUCCUCUCAUUACUUCAGUUGGUCACUGAACUUUGCAAGUUCAGUUUAGUAUGUAAGUGGAUUUCAAUGGAAUUGAGCGCAAUCCUGGUAUUUAUUUCAGUUGACUAGUGACAUGAUAAAAAAACAUUUGUCAGGAAGACAGGAAAAGUUUUACUGGAACAAAUAGGUCAGCUAUUCAGUCUUGGUAAUAAAGGUAAUUGCAGUGAGCCUGUGAAUAGUAGCGCGAUUCUUAGUGUUGCUCUGUUUAUUUCCUAUCCUUCCAACUUACCAUUGCCUUUGACAACCACUACACUCCCACCCACUCCAAUACCUUCUUCUGUCCAAAGAAUAAUAUCUAAGAGUGAAGAGUAAAAAAUAUCACUGAAGUAUUAGGAAUUUGAGCUAAGGGAACUCUUAUGUGUUGAAGGGAACACAUUUACAGAAUAGAUCAAUAAAUCACAUAAUUCCUUGACAGUUAGAUUAACAGAAAGGCAAUUCACGUAUGGCCUGUUUUUCUAUUCCCUGAGUUUACUAAGCUAUAACACACUAUAAGCUAACUGUUGUUUUAUACAGGAUAAAGGUACUUUCAUAUACUAUUGUUGAUGUAAAACUGUCUAUACUUGAGAGCAUGAUUUGAUUCCUUGUUGGUGUAUUUUCCCCAAUAUUGACUCGGCAUUGACAGAGGCUCUGUAGCGACCAAGUGGCUGAUUGACUCAGUCAAUCAAGUCUUUAGGCUGUGUUUAAACAUGCAGUUUAAUUCUGAUCUUUUGCCCAAUUAUGGGCCAAAGAUAUGAUCUGAUUGGUCAGAAGACCAAUUAUUGGCAAAAUAUCAGAAUUGGGCUACCUGUGUUUACACAGCCUUAGAUUUCCAGAAGAACAUUCCUCUUAACCAUUUGAGUAUUUUUGCAUAUUGAAAUAUUGUUACAAAUAUCACAUUUUCAAUGCCUGGUUUACUGUAAUAGUUUAGUUUAAUUGAAUCUGUACAAAAAGGAAUGUCAGGUUUUAAGGCUGCACUACAGCUCAAAGCUUCCUGGCAACAGGGUUAAUAUGAAGGCAAAGGUCAGCCAAGUGUUGGCAAAUUAAUAAGUAAAUAAAAUGGUAAUUCAGUUAUCAAUAUAUUUUUGGUAGUACCAUGAUCCGUCGACAAAUUAUUGCACCUCUUAUAAAAUGGUAGAGAGGCGUUUUAUUUGCAAUUGUAUUAUCUAUUACUAUAAAGUAUAGUAAAUGUGAAAAGCACACAAUUUGCACCAUCCGUGGUUUGAAAAAGGAUCUGAUCUUGGGUGAAACUCCAAACAUGUUUAAUCAUUCACUUAAAUCAUUUCUCACUUUUUCAAUUGACAGAAUGUCAUACUAUUUUUGUAAACAGGUUUAUCGCUCUUGAUGCAAAUCAACCUUUUUGAACGUCCAUUUUGGAACAUAAAAAGUUUGCAUGAGAUUUUUACAUCUAGUUUUUUGUAACUUUAGGAAUAAUCGUAGAGAACUUAUUUAAAGGAGUGCAAUGUUGUGUGUGUUCCCUAACUUAAUCGUUAGCUUAUUCUCUGUGCAAUAGGAGAGCAUAGAAAAACAUGACAGAAAUGAGCAAUAAUGGUAAUAUUGUCAUCUUUUUAUAGUAUCAGAAAAUCUUUCUGGCUCUUCCAGUAGAAUUUAAAGAUAAGUGAUGUGAUUUUAUAUAUAUUUGUUUGGUGAUUUCAGUGUGAACUGUUUAUGAACAAAGUAAUUAAUGCAAUAUUUUAGUUUUUAAGAAAUUGUUUGAAAUGCAGUAGACCUAUCAAUAAAUUGAAAUGUUUAUUUCAGAAAAAUG